Pectinophora gossypiella (pink bollworm) is the source of this 9082-nucleotide messenger RNA. Its product is annotated as solute carrier organic anion transporter family member 74D-like. The transcript has 11 exons. Gene Ontology annotation, biological process: transmembrane transport; sodium-independent organic anion transport. Gene Ontology annotation, cellular component: membrane. Bases 469 to 2493 code for a protein of 674 amino acids. The record is from RefSeq and is a predicted model, not a curated record. Lineage: Eukaryota; Metazoa; Arthropoda; Insecta; Lepidoptera; Gelechiidae. Gene Ontology annotation, molecular function: protein binding.
UUUAUUGUGUCAUUGUCAGGUGUUUACAUGCCGAUAUUAUUUAUUUAGGUCAAAAUUUACAAAAUUAUACCAUAAACAUGAUAAUUACAUAUUAGUUAGCAUAAAAAAAUGCAUAGUAGAAUUAGUUUAGUUUAAUUUUACUAUGGUUUGUGAUGAGUUCUUGUUGCGGGAACGAAUUUUUGUUCGGGUCGGUUAUAAGGGAAGUGUUCGACAGUAAUUUGAAGAUUUUGGGGGAUUUAGGGAAUAUCAGCUAUAGUUCUUGGUUGAUUCUUCUUGGCGUGCUGGUCGGCAGUGCGCUGCUGCUUCGUAGAAUCACCGGUCAGAACCCGCGGUCAGCCUAGCGCUCUUUCGCUGAAAGUAAAAGUAAUUUCCUGCGUUGAGUGCUUGUGACGAAACUACUGCGUAAGGGCGAAUAAGGUCGCGCCACUAUCAGCGGGUGGCGAGACGGGCCCCGUGGCCGAGGACGCCAUGAAAGGCGUCGAAGCCACGCCAGAGGAACAGGAACGGCUCGCGACCGGCAACAACAAUGGCUCCCUUGAUUGCAAGCUACCCUCGCCGCAGCCGGCCGGCCCCCGUUCCGUGUUCUACUCCACCAGAGUGUUCAUGCUCGUCUUUCUCUCGGGAUGGGUACUACAGGGCAUGUUCCUCACGUACUUCGUGAGCGUGACGACGACCAUAGAAAAGUUAUAUAGAGUGGAAUCAAGGACAACUGGGACAUUAUUAGCGGCGACGGAGAUUGGCCAAAUAUGUACCGCUUUAUUUCUAACGUACCUAGCGGGGCGCGGGCACCGGCCGAGGUGGAUUGCCUGCAUGAUGCUGGUGUUAGCCGUCGGCGUGGUGGGUUGUGUGGUACCGCACAUGCUCUACGGCACAAGGCUUCUCGACGUGCACUUGGACACGCACCGCGUGGGCGCCGCGCCGGUCUGCUCCCAGGAGAAUGCCACGUCAUACCUGUGUGACUCUGCGCAUGUGCAGAGCACAGAGGCGCGGUCUUCGAUGACGGCGAUCAUCCUACCAUGGCUCUUCUUCUGCCUGCUUGUAGUGGGUGUUGGGCAGACAGGCAUCGCUACGCUCGGCAUCCCGUAUGUCGACGACAACGUCGGUAGCAGACAGUCUCCGCUCUACAUGGCCAUUACAAUCGGGAUUAGGGUGAUCGGACCGGCGUUAGGGUUCCUGCUCGGCGCGCUCUGCACGAGGGUCUAUGUGGAUCCUCUCUUCGACCCUGGAUACGAGUACAGUGAUCCACGAUGGGUCGGUGCCUGGUGGCUGGGUAUGGUAUUCAUCGCGGGGUUCAUCGUGUUGCUGUCGGCGCUGAUGUUCUUCUUCCCGCGGCAGAUCAAGCCGGAGCUGCUGCCGCCGCCGCCCAAGAAGACUCAGGACAAGAACGAUCCCCCAUUCUUCAAAGAUUUCUUCGCGACAAUCAAGCGCCAGCUGACCAAUGAUAUCCUCAUGUGGCGCACGGCGAGCUCCGUGCUCCACCUGAUGCCCAUCAGUGGGGUGUACAGCUUCCUGCCCAAGUAUCUGGAGAAGCAGUUCCGGUUGCCCACGCAUGAUGCCAACCUAGUCUCCGGUCUGGGUGGUAUCCUGGUGAUGGGAUUAGGCAUCAUAACGUCGGGCGUGGUGAUCGUCAAGCUGGUGCCCACUGCGAGGCAGGUAGCAGCCUGGACCGCCGCUACCGCUGCAAUCUAUAGUGCUGGCAUGGUGAUCUUAAUGUUCGUGAGUUGCCCGGAGGAGAGUUUCCGUCUCCUGAGCACUCCGGGGAACAACGCGACACUCGCCUGCAGUCAGAUGUGCAACUGUGACGAAGGCCCAUACACGCCUGUAUGUGGACAGGACUCGUUCACGUACCUGUCCCCGUGCCAGGCGGGCUGUGAGAGCAGCGAGCAGCUGGACAACAGCACUUGGCUCUACUACAACUGUUCGUGUAUCGACGCCAACAUACUCACUGAUGGCGCUAAGGCUAUCGAAGCUGUGAAGCGCUACGACGCGUCGUGGAACGCGAGCCACGGGCCGCUGCUGGCGGGCGGGCGCGGCGUGGCCGUGAGCGGCGAGUGCGGCGCGGCGUGCGGCCGGAUAUACGCCUUCAUCGCCAUCUUCGCCACGCUCAUGUUCGUGCACGCCAGCGGGGAGGUGGGCGCCGUGCUGCUCAUCAUACGCUGCACUGACAAACACGACAAAGCGAUGGCGAUGGGCGUGAUACAGUUCGCUAUAGGCGUGUUCGGGAACGUGCCGUGCCCCAUCGUGUUCGGCGCCGCCAUCGACGCGGCGUGCCGCCUGCGGGACGUGGCCUGCGGCGUCACCGGCGCCUGCGCCUCUUACGACAACGACAGCCUGAGACACUUCUUCUUAGGGUUGUCGGCAGCGCUAAUGUUCUUAGCGUUCAUAAUGGACAUGUUGGUGUGGAGCAAGGCGGGUCGCAUCGACAUGAACCCUGGUGACCCAGCGCCCGACCACGCCCCUCUGCGGCCCAAACCUAAUGACACGCAACUCUGACACACACUCUACGAGACACACUUGUAAACGCAAGUACACCAGGAACUAAAGUCAGAAGAGAACUCACAAAUUACACUAGGAACUAAAGUCAGAGGAGAACUGAAAUGCAAGUGGAUUUGGAACUGACAAGGAACUCGCUUAGAAAUUAUAGAAGAUGGUUGGUAAAUAGGAUAGAACUAUUAAGAAGUUCAAAAAUCAUAGAGAAUAGUUGAAAAUACCAUGCAAAAUUAGAAGAAAAAAAAGAAAAAGAGACAUACAAGGGAACUGAUAAAAUAAGCAAAAAUAUUGACAUUGUUAGUAAAGAACCGUUUUGAAGAAAGAACCACCAAAAAUUAUAAAAGAACUAAGAACGUGUAAAAGUAACUUUACAGCUAAGAAAAGAAUCGAUAGUAAAUAAAUUUAGGGUGUCAUUUUUAUAAGACGAAUUCUAGAAAAGUAGUCUAAAUUAGAAGAGAAAACAAAAAAGAAUUAUGGGAAAAUAAAAAAAAAUUGCGUUGUUUUUGUUAGUAUAAGAAAAUAAUGUGACAAGCGUGAUGGAUUUGUAGGUAAGUGGUUCUUUGGAAUUUAUUUCUGAAUAAAUAAUAAUUGAUGUGAAAUUAUGAUAAACAAAGGAAGUAAUCCAUAUGGCACUAAUUUGUUAGUACGAAUUUUUAGGCGAUGUGUCUGUAGUUGUGGUUUUUAGGAAAGAUAAGGAAGGUGUUAGGGAAUAAUUAUAGGGUUGUUCUCGUGAUCUAAAUAGUCCUCUUCGAAUAAACGUAUGUAGUUCCGAAGUUUCCGCAUUGAAUUGUGUGAUUUAUGUGCUGUUAAUUUUAAGGAACAGCGUGGAACAUCUCCACGAUACGAUAAAACGAUCGAGAAAUGAAAUAGUGGAAUUGUGAAUCAAAUAAACUAUAAUUUUAAAGGCAGCUUUACAACAUAUUUUUCGAUAAAUAAAAUAUUUUUCUCGACACUUAAAACACCAACCAGUGAGAAUAAUGUAUUUAAAUGAACGACAAAUUCUGACUGACGAACAAUUAUUAUGAACAAUAUUAUACAUAUUUAAUUGCAUUUUUAGAUAUUUAUGCAUUUUCAUACUAUAAGUUUACGUGCUCAAUUUUAUAAAGCAAAUGAAAUAAAGUGUACAUAGUAUAUUAAAAUAUUAAAUUAGUCAUAAACAUACAAUACGUAAAUAAUAUUUUGGGCAUAAUAAAUGAAAUAAAUAAUAAAAUAAUUGAAAUAAAUAGAUACAUCUGGGAUCAAAUAUUAGCGAAUGACUUUAAAAUAUACCAAAUCGCGUAAUAAUAUUGUCCACGAAUUUUUUUUAAUAAUGUAAAUAUAUCAAUAGGUUUGGAAUAGGGAUAUAUUUUGUGUAAAACAAUAUUGAAGGCCAGUUGGUCGUAAGACGGAGUCCCGUACAUUAGUUUAUUUAAUAUACAUCACAGUUUUUACUAAAAUGAUCACAUUCAGGGGCUGAGUCAUUAUAGAGUGCUUGACCACUAUUUGUCAUCAUACAUUAAGUCGGAAUGGAUACGUAUACAGUAGUAACUCUCCGCCCCGAACUAAUUUGGAUCGGGCGCCGCGCUCGGUUUACCUCACCCCCUCUGGGCCUUACUGUCUAAAUGCCGUAAGCCGGCGGGGCUUGUCUGUCUCAUUCUCACUUACGCGACAAGAAAGAGACAUUUAUAUAGUGUCCGGGGUUUGACAAUAGAUAAACACUUCUCGCUAUUUAAAAGUCUUUCAAUUUUUAAAUUUAUUUAUCUUUUCUCUAUUUUUUUAUAGACAAAAGCUUUUCAUAGAUCUAUAUUUUUAUUUUAUUUUUAAUACGAAACGGUCGAUUUUGAUACAAUGUGUGAUGAUAAAACAGUGGACAUGUCACUUAACAUUUUUCGAUCGCGAUUUACAUGGCUAGUGAUUAGACGUUUAUAUUAGUUUAGUGCAAGUUUUUUUUUUACAAAUUAUCAAUUAAAAACCUAUGUAAAUAUUAUUAUUAAUCACGUAAUCACAUAAUAAAUUAGUCCAAUAAGCAAUUUCUUCUAUUUUUAGAUUUAAUUGUCUGUUUUACGUUAUGAAAUAUUCUUUAUAAAUCAAUUAUACCUUUUAUCUGUAAGUUGAGCUUGGUUAGUAGUGCAGUGGGCCAUUACUUGUGAACAAAAAAGUAAUUUAAAAUUCGUUAAAAGUUCCUCUCUUGUGAACAUUAGCAUCUUUUUCAGCAUAAAGUGAUAUAUAUGCAGUGUGAUAGCUCUAAAGAUGACUCGGCUUAUUUCAUAUAAGUUACGUCAUGUUCGUGACGUUUCGGAGUGAGUUUCAGAACACCAGAAGUCAAUAUCAUCCUAGAAUCGGUUGUCUUUUUGAAAAUUCCCUGUUAGAACAUACAUAAGUUCAAGUGGAGAAAGCAUAAAGCAUAGGAAAAAGACAAAGGAUUUUAGAAUAUUUUUGUGGUGGCACUAAUAAUAAUUGACGUCCGGUGCUCUGACACUUACCCUGUGGCGUUAGUUGUUAUAUAAAUACAUAAGAUCACGCCUAUUUCCCGUUGGGGUAGGCAGAGACCACGGAAUUGCACCACGAUCCUGACACGCCAGUUUCUCUUUCACUUUUCUCUUUUUUCCUUAGUUGCUAUACUGUUUAUAUUGAUACUUCGUCUAUGGUCCACUGCACUAUUAGGCGUAUUCUCUUUAUAGUUAUUUCUAAAUCAAGGCUGGGUCGCGUGUAAAAGUAGAGAUUGUAGUAUUAGUCGUUUGCACACGGUACAAUGUGGGUACGGUCAGAAAUGAUGGGAUAUUUCGAUUAUUUCUCCUAGAUCUGUGAUGUUGUAUCAUGUUUUUUUUAUAAAGUAACAUUUUCUAUAUUGAAUUCGUUGCCUUAUAGUGAAAUGAAAACCACGUAAGCGCAUAUUAGAAAAUUACAUUGUUAUGUCAUUCUCAUCGACAAAAAAACUUAAUUUCGGGUAAAAAGUGACACCACAAAAUUUGUUACCUAAUUGUAAUUAAUUGGGUUUUUGCGAGAUUUCAUAUUCCGAAUGUGAUUAUUUAAAAAGGCGGUUACGUGUUUUUCACUUUAAAACGACGAUAUGUUUAACCUGUCCACCUACUUAAUUUUAAAAUCUUUUCUAAGCUCGAAAAAUAUAUCGUUUUAGCAUGUGCAAUAUGAUGAUUUUGGUCGUUGCAAUAUUUUUAAUAUUACUUGAGAAUUAUCUCUUCGGUGUUCAAAUGUCUCCAUAAUACCUCUAUACUCUGUUCACUGCCACCAAACAACAAUAUAUAACGUACAAUGAAAUAUUAAGUACAAUAUAAGAUUCUAACUGAAGAAAGAAAACCAUAUUGCCUCUAUCGUUCCUCGGCCUUUAACUGCGAGUGCGAGCGAGAGAGAUAUAUUUUCCUUCCUUUCGCUUUUGAAUAUUCCUAUUCAAAGACAAUUAUAACGAAGUAACAACGAGAAUAGUGCUCUAGCUAGUUGGCGGACCAAAAUUAAACGAAUACGAUUCCUAAUAUAACUAACGGUGCAUUAAUUAUGUGCAAUUGCUUAGAAAAAUGUAGCUAAUUUUAUAUAUUCUUUAGUAGGGUUGAAUUAAAUCUUUUUACACCUAUUUUUUUUGGUAAUUUUCGUAAGGAAAUGUAAACAAAUCGAAUGAAUUUGGAAAUAUUGUGUCUCUCUCUGACGUAUAGUUUAAAUGAAUAGGUUAGAGGGAGAGAAAUAACAAUUUUCAGUUACGAUUGGUUUGUAAAUACGAAAAUUACGAACGUGUGUGGUCAAUGGUUCUCCCUUUUAUUGUAUACUGUAUGUAUUGCUUAAGUUAAAUAAUAAUGAAUUCAGGGUCGUUGGCAGGACAUCAGCCCAGCGGCAUGGGAACCGCGCGCGGAUCUAUAUAUAUCGAGGGCUUCGAAGGCCUCGCUAUCAUUCGCGCCACGGGGGGAGGGGACGUUAUAAAUGUCUUAUUGAUCAAAAAGUACAUCACAUUUUAGAUGUAUAUCUUACCAAAGUAGAGUUAACACAUUUUUGAUGGUAGAGUUAACAUGAAAACUCUUAACAAUUCACUGUCGAUUAUUAUUAUUAUUAAUAGCCCUCAAUGACCCACUGCAGGGCAAAGGCCUCUCUUCCCUUCUUCCACUCCUCGAUUUAUUUUUAAUUUUAAUAUAAAUUGUAGAGGGUAAAAGUUUCUGAUCUCCCUGGCUACGACCCUGAGUUGGUGCAUUAGGAAUUGUCGUCUUCUUUUCUAUUUAUAACGGCCAUUUUAUCUAUAAAUCACUUUUAAUAUAAUUUUAGAGUGUAAACUUAUUUUAACAAUCGUCUCAGUGCUAGGGUCUAGCUAAUUUGUUAUUUGUUGCUAUAGUUGUUCUAAGCAGAUAGGUAGACUGUUUAGCUGUCGAUGCCGGAUUUUUUUAUCGUGGAGAUUAGAUUAGACCUCAUAUAAAAGUCGACACAACUCACAUAACGUCGCACUAUACGUGCCACUGCUGCACAGGUCUUCCCCUAAGUCAGCCGGGGCACAUAGAACAUGACAGAUGUUAUAUAUAGAAAGUUCGCGACAAAUACUUCAGGAUCUCAAAACUGACCCCAGCGGCGUUCAAAUGCAAUUCGAAGUUCGCGCGCAACCUAUUUUUUACCCGGUGAGAACCCUCAGCGCUCCCCAUUUGUCAAGUCUGCGGUCACGAGCAUUAAUAUGUAUACACUUUGGUACCAUGUCACAUUAACAUUUUUGACAAAUUGAACUGUAAGUCUCACUAACUGUCAAAUAUGUUAGUGCGACAGAGUCCUAAAAUGGGUACAUUAUAUUGCUCAGGACUGUACAUAAGUCAUGUAAAAACGCACACGUCUUUGAACAUUUUAGUUUAUCGGGAUCAAACAAUAUCUAUAUGCCUUGUUUUAACUUUUUUUUUAUAAAACAAAAGCUCUGGCGUCGUCGUUCAGCUAAAACAGUCUCUUUAUAUUUAAGUUUGAAAUGGAACGUAAUAUCUUUGAAAUAGUGAACACAAUUACUAGUCUACGUGUAGUUGUAAUGAAUAAUACCUCUGGAUGUUAGGUUAAAAUUGUUGUUGAAUAAGUGCCACAAUACAUAAUAUUACUAUAAUACUUUACGCGACUUUUAUUGUGUUAGUAACGUUUAUUUAAGCAGUGUUGUCGUUCUAGAGGGAAAGAUGCUCUGUUGUAGAUUUUCACUUACGCUUUAUUUCUAAAUUAAACAACGUAUUUGGUGAUGUUUCUGGCAGACUAAGCUUAAAAACCUAAACAUAGUGCUGUUCUUUGCUUACGACGAGUACAAGACAGAUGGAGCGAGUUUUAGUAUUGUAAAACUAAGCUAAAAUUAAGUUGGUGUCUGCAGUAAUCUGCAGCAUUGGUGCCGAUACUCGAACUCAAUUUUAACUAAUUUCAAUUUGACGCGACCAAAAGUAGCUCUAUCUCGUUUUUUUUACCUAUUGUAAGUGAAGGACGGCACUAGUUCAAGCCCUGUCAAAACUAAAAUUAGGUUAUGUUUGUGUCUGCCAAAAUAGGCACCACUGUUAUUGCUUAUGUUAUUGUUACUGGGCACAGAUCGCGAAGCAAAUUACCAAUUUCCGCUUCUUCAUUCCGGUCUGUAGUAAAGAGACAUUAUAAUGACAUAUUUCCUUAUUGGGAAUUAAAAUAUCUGAGGGCCUUGCCAAAAAACCAACGUUUCAACCUACAAUCGUUCUACCCAUCCGAAUUGAAUGAACACCUUGCGUCAAGGAUGAUAAGUCGUCAGGCGUUUCGAUUCGAGCGAGUCAUACGUUAUCGAAUUAUAGGAACGUUGCAUUGGCAAGGUCGCUUGAUUUGACGUUAAAAGCGCCGUUUUGAUAAAAGCUAGUAAUUAGACAUUAUUCAUAAAUUCGAUGGAAUAUCUGUAGAAAAAAAAGUUUUUAUCCCCGAAAUCAACCCUCAACAGGAUGAAAAGAAGGGGGUGGAAAAGAAUAAAAGAACGUGUCGCGCGCGAUAAUCGAAGUCCACGACAAAACAGUACCUAAUGAAGUAAUAACAUAUAGUCGUAUUCGCAAGUCGUCACAAUGUCUUUUCCCCUAGAACUUCAUCAAUAUAUCUAAAAAGCUAGAACAGUGAUGUAUCUCGUAAUUCAACUUUAAUUUUUAAAUUUUCUUCCUGUUAUAUCUACUGUUACUAAACCUCAAUGAUGGCGGAGUUCAUUACCAAUUUACAGUUUUAUGUUGUGUGCCGAUUCUGAUAGACGCAUGCAUCGUUUUAUUUUAGUUCGAGAAUUCUAAGAAUAUCUCUGUCCCUUUCUUACGCUCACCAUAAGAGGAGACGGCUGUGUUUUUAGAGCUGGCAAACUAAAAUAAAAGAAAACGUCGGCCAAAAUCGGCGCCAUACUGGUAAAUUAAAUGGAAAUGCCAAAAUAUUCAUAUUUAAGUUAUUUUGUCUUUAGAAAAAUAUUGAUGCUGUAUUAUUUCUGCCAGGAAUUGUAUUUUCUACUUCACUUACAAUUACAACUUGUCUAUGGUACUGUAGUUUUAUAAAAAUGUCCGUCUGUUUAUUCCUUCUUACUCUUAGCGAUGCGAUGACCUAAUAUUAGGUGCAGUACAGAUUGUUGCUGUGACGUUGGUCACGUAUUUUUUAAUUAUUUGUAAAUAAAAACUUUAUUGAAAUA